Haliotis rufescens (red abalone) is the source of this 2513-nucleotide messenger RNA. Its product is annotated as multiple epidermal growth factor-like domains protein 10. NCBI's taxonomy places the organism in Eukaryota, Metazoa, Mollusca, Gastropoda, Lepetellida, Haliotidae. The transcript has 11 exons. The record is from RefSeq and is a predicted model, not a curated record. Bases 64 to 1644 code for a protein of 526 amino acids. Gene Ontology annotation, molecular function: scavenger receptor activity.
AGUCAUAACAGGAAAUAAUUCAUACUCAGCAAGUAGAGUUACAAGAACUGGAGGACACGGGGGAUGAAAACCUUAUCAAUUUUGGCGUUGGGUCUCUCCUUAUUACGUCUCACUGAUACAGAACGAGGCUGCCCGCUCGGUAGUUUUGGAUGGAAGUGUAAGUUCCGCUGCCACUGCCUUCGCGGGUCAUGUGACGACACGAAUGGAUGGUGCGAGUCUGGAUGCCAAGAUGGGAAAUAUGGAUUCGGUUGUCAACUCGACAACCAUUGUAUUUAUGACACCCAUGGUAUCAACUACACCGGAACAUUCAGUCAGGCGCAGAAUGGUAGUCAGUGUCAGAAAUGGUCGGAACCUUUUGUUCAUGAACUAGGUUAUUCAACAGAAAGUUUCCCCCUCGAAGACAACCGGAAGAACUACUGCAGAAACCCCCGGCAUGGGAACGACCAAUACGCUACAAUGCCCUGGUGUUUUGCCUCUGAACACACAGUGAAGCAUUACGUUAUGUGCGCUGAUCUUAAACUAUGCAAUUGCCCCGACGGCUUGUUCGGAGAAGGCUGCGGGAAAUUCUGUCAUUGUGAUGACGUGAAUGAAGCAUGUGCUGCCAGAUUGGGCCACUGCAAGUCGGGGUGUUCCGCUGGAUGGACUGGCUUGAAUUGUCAGCACAAAUGUGGCGUAGGUAGCUACGGUCGAGGGUGUGGCCAGGUGUGUGGGCACUGUCACCAGGAGAGGUGUGACCCUGAGAGUGGGGCGUGUCAGGGAGCCUGCAAGGAGGGCUACUGGGGAAUCGACUGUACACACGAAUGUCCCGCUGGUAGUUUGUGGCGUGACUGUGCCGAGCUCUGUGGACGCUGCCAAGACGAGGAUGAUCCCUGCAACUUCAAGGCCAACACCUGCCUCGGGGGAUGUUCUCAAGGGUACACGGGCAACGCUUGCUGUUUUCAUAGUGAGUACUGCACAGUCGAUAGACAUGACACAGACUGUGUGUACAGAUGUAGUAAUUGUCUCAAUGGAACAUGCGGUAACUGCUCUUAUGUCUGCAACCCUGGCAAGUGCAAACCAGAUUUUAUCAAUAGGAUUAUCUGUGGGACUUCCAUCGGCUGCUGUCGUGGUUGGGAUAGUUGCUGGACUGAGCCGGAUGUGACUGUAUUUGAGACAUACGAUCAAGAACAUUACCGUUUGUAUUACAAAGCCUGGAAGAAACAUACAGCCAGGAAAUGCCAACAAGAGUUUAUUGAGAUGGUACCCCAAAGACAUCCCAAUGCUGCUGCAAGUUCCCCUUUGUCCUCGCGUGGAAGAAUCUUUAAACAGCCACCAGACGGGCGGUCGUUGAAUCCGAGAGGAUCACAAGCCAUCACAAGCCAAUUUCUUCCUGGUCUUUUCUCCCACACGAGCUUCCAGCCAGAUCUUUUUAGACGCUCUCAGGAUUUACCUCGACAGGACAGUUAUAUUGACAGCAUUAACAUAUUUGGAACAGAGGAAGUCGAUGACAGUGCCACCACUCAAAGACGGCAUCUUUUUGGCCAGAGUAGUCGUAAACAAGGUGUUUCGAGGAGCAAGAAGGGCGGAGGUAGUUUCAAUGUUACCCAACCAGAUAGUGGCUUUAUUGAACAAUUCUCUUCGCAUUGUCAGGAAGACAAGACUUGAGCACUGUAUGCUACAUACGGAGGCGGUCUGAGAUGAUGGAAAAGAACUGAAAUUGUUCAUAAUAAUAAAAUAUAUAUUUUUGAUUGUGUGUUUAUCAAACUUUCAAAUAUGGUGGCGUCUCUAGUUUCAUAAAAAAAUAUUGUUACAAUUCCGGAUUAGCAUUCGUCUCCAUUAACCUAUGUUUGUCGUAAGAGGCGGGAAAUUGAUCGGGUGGUCGGGCUCGGUGAUUUGGUUGAUUGGGUGUCAUAAUAUUAAUCACUGGUUGUCUAGUCCAGACUUAAAUAUUUACACACAAAUUUCACAUAGCUGGACUGUUGCUGAGAACAGUGUUCAACAACAAGCAAGCAAACAAAAUAGACCAUGUAAAAUACAACACCGUUCUACAAAAACGGAUAAGUAGCCGUUAGUACUUCAAAGCAGCACUCGUGAACACCAACAUCUCAAGUGACGUGAUUGAAUUCCAUAUUGACAUUCUGAAUCACAGACGACUGAUGGACACCGAUGUAUCUCUGACUCUGGGUUGCCCUUACCCUCUCCUAUGCUGCGACCAGGGUUCUUCAUGAUAGUUGGUUCUGUGUGGUCCAAUAUCGAGGCACUUGCUCUGGUACUCUUUGCAAGAGACUUCCAUGUCAGUUUCAAGCUAAUCGGGUCUACCUCUCUAUUUGUUUCGGCGGAUAAUUGAAGUUUGCUUAGAAAUCUCAAUCAAAUAUCAAUUUGUAGACAUACGUCAAUAUUAGUGGUUAAAUGCGAUACAAGUCUAGACUGUUAGAGAAUGUGAAGAAAAUAACAGAAUACAUCCCCAUACUUGUGUUCUUUGUGGACUCGUCAAUUGAUUAUCCAGAUGUAAAGAAUAAAGCAUGUAUUAAGUU